GAUCAUUAUUUGUCGACUACUACGAUGACCAUCGUCGAGACCAAUGGUUCUACGGUCAACAGCAAGAUAGAGGACGAGAAUACCCGACAUGACAAACGGCUCGCGCUCAAGGGACUCAAUGAAUACCCAUCUUCCCCAGAGUCCUCUAAGCUUGAUUCUUCACUGAAACGACAUACUGCACUCAUCAAGCGGAUGCGUCAGUCAAUGGCAGCUGAUAACCGUGACCAAAUACUCAAGGAUAUCGAUACGCUGUCACUUGAGAAGUACGUCGAGGAAAUUGUAGGGGCCGUCAUGGAUGGAAUUGUCAAAUGUAAAACGGAGAAGGACGUAUGGAGCGCCGUUGAAGCCAUUUCUCACUUACAUCAACGAUUUCCAAAAUCCUUUACACCUGCUCUAGUCACUUCACUCGCAAAUGCCCUUAGUGUUCCAUCAAGAGCAUCCCUGCAGUCAUUGACCGCAGAACAGAGGGAAAAAGAAGAUUCCUCUCGGGUUACCCGGCAGCGUCCCAUCCUGCGAAUAUGUUCUGAAUUGGCGCUGGUAGGAGUGAUCAGAGAUGGUCCUGGGCGAAGUGGUGGCGAAUGGAUUAUGAAGGUUUUGAAGGAAAUGGUUCGCCACUCAAUCGCGCACGUCUGGGAAGUGCAUUAACGAAGUCAACAGCUCUCUAACGACCCCAGUCUCUCCUCCCUGCCACUAUUAUCCUCCUUUCUCAAGGCUUAUUCGUUGCCCUUCCUUGGUAUCGCCCCCACCGCUCCCUCAAAACAGAUAUCGAUAACUUCAGAACCGGGCUCCUUGUCUUUCUCGCAAGCAGAAGAGCCUUCUGCUUUGGCCGGGUUUCCCUCUCUUCAAAAUGAAGUGGAUCAAUUAAUAGAGAAGGAUACGCGCGAUAGGUUCAAGCGGAUGUGUGAAGGGUAUUUUGAUAACGUGUGCAAAAAAUUGUUGAUUGAGCAUACGCGUUUGCAAGAACAAGAUCGACGUAAUCAUGAAGCCUAUAUCAAGUCCGGAGAAAUCUUCGAAGACAGGCAACAGGCGUAUGAGAAGAUGACUAAAAGUUAUGAAAAAUUGCUAGCAAAUUGUCAACAUCUUUCUGAACUCCUCUGCUUGCCUUUACCUCAAUUACCCACCUUGUCCCGGAAGGCCGACUCUAUACAAAUUGGUCUCAACAGUGGCAGCAUUUUGGGAGGCGAAGAUGGCGACCAGUUCUUAUCCGCCGACAGGAAGUGGGAAGAUGAAGAGGAAAGAAAAUUCUUCGAGGAAGUUCAGGAUUUGAAAGAUUUCGUUCCUAAGAGCGUUCUUGGUAUUGAUGAGGAAGAGAAACCAAAGGAGGAGGACGAAGAGCAGACCCAGAAGAGGCUAGAACAAGAAAAAGAAGAAUUCAGGAAACUAGAGGAGGAGUUGGAGAAACUAAACGACAAUGUUCUUACUCCCGAAGCAGCAGCCGACGAUAUCACAGACGAUGCUCCAACCCCUGUUCCGGGAACCCCCAAAGCAACGACUCCACCUCUGUCACCUCAUCUUGCACCUCAGGGUCCUUCACAACUCCUUUCCGCACUCUUGGCCAGACUGCCCGAUGCGACCAAUCGUGCUUUGAUCGACCAAGCUGCUAUCGACUUCGCAUUUCUAAAUUCCAAAGCGGCGCGAAAGAGACUUGUGAAGUUCCUAGCCCAAAUACCGAAGAAUAGAACAGACCUUUUGCCACAUUAUUCUCGGUUGGUCGCUACUCUUAAUAAGUACAUGCCGGACAUUGGUACCGAGCUUGUCGGAACUCUAGACGACGAGUUCAGGUAUUUGCAGAGAAAGAAGAACGUUAUGAAAGACCUUGCGGAGACCAGACUGAAGAAUAUCAUGUUCAUUUCCAACUUGACGAAAUUCCGUGUUGUCCCUACUCAUGUCAUCCUUCACAUGUUCAAAGUGUGCUUGGACGACUUCUCUGGUAAUAACGUAGAAAAUUUAGCCCUCCUAUUGGAAGGUUGCGGAAGAUUUCUACUGAGAAGCGAAGACACACGAGAACGAUUUGGGACCAUGUUAGAAUUGAUGCGACGAAAACAAAGCAUGCAACACUUUGAUCAGAGACAGCUUCUCUUACUGGAGAAUGCAUAUUAUCAGUGUAAUCCUCCUGAACGAGCACCUCGACAAGACAAGGAACGAACACCUAUGGAAUUUUUCAUACGCCAUCUUAUCUUCGAUGUACUUGCCAAGAAAACCAUAGACAAGGUGUUCAAGCUCAUUCGAAAGCUAGAUUGGGAUGACGCCAACGUUCGCAAUGUCCUUUUCAAACUCUUCACAAAACCUUGGAAGCUCAAAUUCAGCAACAUCAGCUUGAUGGCUAUGCUGACAUACGAUCUACAAAGAUACCACCCAUCCUUUUCGGUGGCCGUCGUCGAUCAGGUCUUGGAAGAUGUACGACGAGGUUUGGAGCAGAACGUUUAUAGCACAAAUCAGCGAAGAAUGGCCACCAUAAAAUACCUGGGCGAGCUAUACAUCUAUCGACUUCUGAGUUCCGGGAUCAUAUUCGAUACUCUGUGGUCAAUGGUGACCUUUGGACAUCCGGAUGGUCGACCUCUACCACACCAAGCAUGCACUCUGGACAUGCCUGACGAUUUCUUCCGCGUUCGCCUUGUCUGCGCACUGUUAGACACGUGUGGCAUGUGCUUUGAUCACGGGACUCAGAAGAAGAAACUGGAUAACUUCUUGGUCUUUUUUCAAUAUUACGUGCAUUGCAAAGACGAACUUCCGAUGGAUGUGGAUUUCAUGCUCUCUGAUUCACUAGAGGCAGUGAGGUCCAAAUUUCAACUUGUCAAGACCAUCGAAGAGGCGGUGCUUGCAGUGGACGAAAUGAUGAAUUCAACAUUCCAGAAUGUCGAAAUUACUGAUGGUGAGGACAGUGGAGAAGAAAGCGGCGGUGAAGAUGAAAGAAGGGAGAAUGAUGAACGGGAAGAUGAAGAGGAAGAUGAGGUGGAGGAUCAAGACAACGUGAUUGUCAACGAUAGGCCCAACUCUCCGGAAGAAAGAAUUGUCUUAUCGUCGAGUCAAGAAAACCUCGGUCCCUCUGAAGAGGCAGACGCAGAAUUCGCUAAAGAGCUUGCGAAGCUUGUUACCGACACCUCCAACGAAGCAAGGAAAGUUGACAAAAAGACUGCACUCGUUCUAUGGGAUUCAGCCAUCUUACCUCCAACUGCUCGAAAGAAGAGGGUGGAAGAACAAGACGACUCCAGAAGUUCGAAUAAGAAAGACGUGAUGACUUUCACAGUCGUGACGAAGAAAGGGAAUAAACAACAGACUCGACAGCUUGCCGUUCCCUCCGAAUCGGCGUUGGCUAUUCACACCCGUAGCGCCCAACUGCAAGACAAAGUUGAACAACAACAAUUGAAGCGCUUGGUCCUUGACUAUGAACAACGAGAAGAGGCUGAAGAGCUAAAAGCUUUGGAAGCCCGUAAUCGCUCAGGAGCAAUCAAGAUUCGAUACGUUGGCUGACACCUACGGCCAUACUUCCUCGUGUGUUUUGGAGCGACAGCUUCUUUCCUUAUUUGAAGCAGCCAACGCCUUCGAACUGCCUGCUGGGACUCGGAGACUUGUGUCGUCCGGUGUGGUUGUCGUUUCGAGUCACAGUCUUCCUGGUCUUACGACAUCCGAAUUCUAUCACUCGCGGUUCACAAAGGUCUGCAAUUUUUCGGAUAGGCCGGUCGCUCUUCUCGAUGCGUGGUUACAUAGACAGAGAUUGUGAUUGUGAUUAUAGCGAGAUAGCACGAACAACCCAGUAUCAGUAAACGGUUUCAAGCUGAUCUUUUUUUGUGAACGACGGA
Molecule: messenger RNA, 3800 nt
Organism: Marasmius oreades (fairy-ring Marasmius)
Lineage: Eukaryota; Fungi; Basidiomycota; Agaricomycetes; Agaricales; Marasmiaceae
Exons: 18
Coding region: 898-3471 (857 amino acids)
Biological process (GO): nuclear-transcribed mRNA catabolic process, nonsense-mediated decay
Cellular component (GO): cytoplasm; exon-exon junction complex
Molecular function (GO): protein binding; RNA binding
Source: RefSeq, a predicted model, not a curated record